Messenger RNA from Paramecium sonneborni, 1689 nucleotides. The record is from the annotation of a GenBank genome assembly. Lineage: Eukaryota; Ciliophora; Oligohymenophorea; Peniculida; Parameciidae.
AUUUGGAAAUGAUAACAAAUACAAAUGGAGUUUCAUACAACAUAUAUCAUUUUUUAUGGUUUAAAGAUGAAUCUUUAUUGAAAGAGUCUUUUCAGAUAAGAAUACCAGAUACUUUAAUUUAUAAAAAUGGAGUUCCUUAAGUAAAACUAAUCUUAAAUUAGGUUUGGUACUUUACAAGUAAGGAAGGUGAGAUUAUGACUAAGAAAUCUGAAGCUAGAAAAUCUGAAAAUCUAAUUAGACAUUUUUGUUAAGGUGAUAAACCAAAUGGAUAAGUCAUUGCAUACUAUAUAUACCCUUAAAAAUAUAAUCAUCCUGAUCCAAAAGAGGAGAAAUCGUUUCCAAAUCAAUAAAAAAAAGCUAAGCCACCGUUAGACUUUGAUGAAAAGAUAUGCAUAUAUUAUCUAACGAAACAAAUGUUUCCAGAGUUUGUAAAUUCUCCAAAUAAACCACCUUCUGGGAUAUUAUAAAAGUUUAUAGAACCAUUAGGAUAUCAUGAAUCAUUGAUAUAAGCAAUUUGGAGUCCUUCAGUGUGCAUAUUAUCAAAGAAACAAAACAAUCGAGAUUUAUAUGAUAUGUCAUAUGAUCCUUAUGGUAAAAAUAUUAUCUAUAAUAGAAAGAUGCACAACCUUUGAUGGAGGUGAAGCUUACUCUCGAGUGAUUCCUUUAAGAGGUAAGGAAAUUUCAUAAGAGAUAAGAAAACAAUGUUAGAUGAUAGUUUAGAAGAUUACGAAUUUAAGCUAUGGAUAAACAAAUCUAUCUAGAAUAGUUUUUUAUUUUAAAGCAGACUAAGUAUUUAAUAAUGAAUCUAUGAUAGAAUAAUAAAGUAUGGUUCUUAUAUUCUUCCUCAAUAAGAUUAUAAGGAGAAGCCUAAUCAUAAAUAAAGUUGUAUAAACCUUUAUGGGGUAAUACUAAUGUUAAGAAAAAUAAUACACCAAUUCCAUUUAAUACGAAUUUUUAGAAACCUCAUUCAAUAAAGAAUAUGCUCACAGUAAAUACUAUGCAUCCAGUAGCUUUAAUUAAAGACAUUGAAUGUUUUGAGUGUGGAGUUUUAUGUUAAUAAAAAGGUGAAAUAUUUCAUAAUAUUAUUUAGAUUUAUACCAUUUGACUUAUGAGUAUAUAAUGAAGCAUUUUGAUUAAGAUUCAAAUCAACAUCCACUUGUUAAUAAUAUUGAAAUAAUUAAACCUAAAUCCUUUUAAUAAUGUGAAGGUCAUCUUAGAGAUAUACAUUCACAUAUUCCACCGCUUAUUUUAAAGCUUUAUCCACAUUUAACAGUGCAACUAUUUUAAUAAUUAAAAGUCAAUGAUGCAUUUUUAAUAAAAUCUGUUCUUAUAUGCGAAAGUUGCUUUUUAAAAUAUAGUGAAUCAGAUCCUGGCAUUUCAGGAGCUAAAUUAAGAGUCUCUAAAUAAUUAAAGAGAAUUGUUAAAUAAUAACCAUCUAAAAGUAUUCUUAAUAGAAGACCAGAUUUAAAAGAUUUCUUAAUUGAAACAAAUUUAGAACUACUGAAAUAUAAAAAUGCUCAUUCAAUAAGUAAUUCAAAAGAAGUUUAAUCAAAUAGCCAUGUUACAACAUCAUUCUUGCAUUCCUUUCAGAAUGUCACUCAAAGUACAAAUAUCGGGAAAACCUCUUCUGUAAAGUAAUUUCGAAAUCCUACAGAACCUGGGUAUAUUAGAUUACAUACAGCAAAAUGA